Eucalyptus grandis is the source of this 1280-nucleotide messenger RNA. Its product is annotated as annexin-like protein RJ4. The record is from RefSeq and is a predicted model, not a curated record. Gene Ontology annotation, molecular function: calcium ion binding; calcium-dependent phospholipid binding. Gene Ontology annotation, cellular component: cytoplasm. The transcript is spliced from 7 exons. NCBI's taxonomy places the organism in Eukaryota, Viridiplantae, Streptophyta, Magnoliopsida, Myrtales, Myrtaceae. Bases 95 to 1141 code for a protein of 348 amino acids.
GUGAGGGACUGCUCUAUAAAUUGGAGGCUUGUGAGACCAAAUUUUUCACCUUCAGCUGAUAAAACUGCAUUUUAUCCUCAAUAGACAGAAAGAAAUGGCUUCUCUAGUUGCUCCUGAUCACUUCUCUCCCACUGAAGAUGCUGCAGCUCUCCAGAAGGCGUGCACAGAGAGACUAGAAAGAGAGAGAGUGAUAGUAAUGGCUAGCCUUGUUGUUGCUGACCACUUCUCUGCUACUGAAGAUGCAGAAACUAUAAGAAAGGCUUUUGAAGGAUGGGGGACGAAUGAGAAGGCGAUCAUAGAAGUGCUCGGACACAGAAACGCAGCACAGAGGAAGCAGAUCAGGCAGGCUUAUGAGCAACUCUACGAGGAAGAUCUCGUCAAACGCCUCGAGUCUGAGCUCACCAGAGACUUCGAGAAAGCGGUGUACCGUUGGAUACUGGAUCCGGCUGACCGGGACGCUGUGUUAGCCAAUGUGGCUCUGAAGAAAUCAAAUCCUGAUUACCCUGUGAUCAUAGAGAUUUCUUGCAUUCGAACCCCUGAUGAGCUCCUGGAGGUGAGAAAGGCCUACCAGCUUCGCUACAAGCGCUCCUUGGAAGAAGAUGUCGCUGCACAUACCACCGGCGACAUCCGCAAGCUCUUGGUUGGUUUAGUGAGUGCGUACAGGUACCAAGGAGAAGAGAUCAAUGCGAGGUUGGCGAACUCGGAGGCCGAUCUUAUUCACGAUGCCAUAAAAGAUAAGGCCUUCAGCCAUGACGAGGUCAUAAGAAUCUUGACCACCAGGAGCAAGGCUCAGCUCAGGGCCACUUUCAACCGCUACCAGGAGGACCAGGGCACUUCCAUCACUAAGAAUUUGCUGGUCGAAAACCCUGAUGAAAUCUUGGUGGCGCUGCGCACGACCAUUCGCGGCCUCAAUGAUCCCAACAAGUACUUUGUAAAGGUCUUGAGCAACGGAAUCAAGAGGGCCGGGACGGAUGAGGAUGAUCUCACUCGCGUGAUCGUGACAAGGGCGGAGAAGGACCUGAAGGAGAUCAAGGAGGAGUAUUACAAGAAGAACAGUGUGUCGCUUGACCAAGCAGUGGCCAAGGACACUACAGGGGAUUACAAGGCCUUCUUGCUCGCUCUCCUGGGCAAUGAAGAGUGAUCAACCAACUAUUUUCCCCAUAUUUGAUAUUUUGCGUACUAUGAACUUAUUAAUCAGUAUGAGCUUUGUGCGACUUCAGUCGAGACUUUUUUUUUUUUUUGUGGACAAUGCUUGUUACUUUAUAGUUGGCGGGUCUCAA